Molecule: messenger RNA, 4566 nt
Organism: Stegostoma tigrinum
Lineage: Eukaryota; Metazoa; Chordata; Chondrichthyes; Orectolobiformes; Stegostomatidae
Gene: srek1
Product: splicing regulatory glutamine/lysine-rich protein 1
Exons: 12
Coding region: 226-2304 (692 amino acids)
Cellular component (GO): nucleoplasm
Molecular function (GO): RNA binding
Source: RefSeq, a predicted model, not a curated record
UCAAUCACUAGUACGGCAAAGGCUGUCGGGAGACGGGCCUAGCGAGACGCUUUGCCAACGCGGAGAGAGAACGGGAAGGGAGAAAAAAAAAUUCGAGAGAAAACUGUCGAGAAAAGAAGCCUUCCGAUCAGGCGUGUGAGAGCGAGAGAGAUAGAGACGGGAGAAGCCAAUCGACGGAUCACCCGCAGAAAGAAUCCGAGCGCAGACUCCGUUCAGCGACCCACCAUGAUGUCCACCUCUGUGGUCCAGGUCACCAACAUCUCCCCGGUGGCCAGCGCUGAGCAGCUGACCACUCUCUUCAGUUUCUUGGGAGAUAUCGACGAUUUCCGCGUCUUUCCUUCCGACAAUUCGCCUAUCCCAGUUUCGACAAGGGUAUGUUACAUUAAAUAUCACGAUCCUGUGAGUGUUGGUGUGGCCCAGCAUCUAACAAACGUGGUUUUUAUAGACAGAGGCCUGAUAGUUGUACCCUUCAAUGAAGGUAAAAUCCCAGAAGAAGCCAAAGCCGUGUCCCUUUUAGCUCCUGCUGGUACUACAGGAUUGAUACCUGGUGCAGGCUUGCUCCCAGUCCCUACUUCAAACCCCCUUGCUUCUAUAACUACAGUUGAUGCAGUUGCGAGUUCAGUGGGAGCUGUUGUUGGUACUGUCCCUUUGACCACACUGGGAGCACUACAAGCUGGACUUGAUCCUACUCUAACAGCAUUAGGAAUAAACUCUCAACCCCCAGCAAUGGGAAAUGUGGACCCUUCAAAGAUUGAAGAAAUCAGAAGAACCAUUUAUGUUGGAAACUUGAAUUCACAGACAACAACAGCAGACCAGUUACUAGAAUUUUUCAGCCAGGUUGGUGAGGUCAAGUUUGUACGUAUGGCAGGAGACGAGACGCAGCCAACCCGAUUUGCCUUUGUUGAAUUUGCUGAACAACCUUCUGUACUACGAGCUUUGGCCUUCAACGGAGCCAUGUUUGGGGACAGACCUUUAAAAAUCAAUCAUUCAAAUAAUGCGAUUGUGAAGCCUCCUGAGAUGACACCACAGGCUGCUGCCAAAGAACUUGAAGAAGUGAUGAAAAGAGUGAGAGAAGCCCAGUCCUUUAUAUCAGCAGUUAUUGAACCAGAUGCAGAAAAAGAAAACGAUGAGAAAGAUAGAAGAUCACGAUCCUAUUCCCGAUCUCGAAAGAAAAGAUCUCGUUCCAGUUCAAAACAAAGGUGUUCCAGGAGUAGGUCGCAACACCGAUCUCCUUCAAGACACAAAGAUAGGCGUGAUUCUAAGAGUCCUCUUACAAAGCGUUCACGGUCAAAAGACAGGCAUCGCUCAAAAAGUUGUUCCCCAUCAAGAGAAAAGACAACAGAAAGUGACAGCAAAGGGAAAGAAGAAAGCAAAGAUGGAGAUGGGGAUUCUGAGAAGAAGAAAGAAAAGAAGUCUAGCACUCCACCAGGAAGAAAUAGCUCAUCUAGGAAAUCCAGGAGUUCAAGCAGAGAAAAAUAUCGCAAAAAAAGCAGGAGUUUAUCAAGAAAAAGAUCUAAAUCUCCAAGGAGGCGGUCCCGGUCGCCGAGGAGGCGGUCCCGGUCGCCGAGGAGGCGGUCCCGGUCGCCGAGGAGGCGGUCCCGGUCGCCGAGGAGGCGGUCCCGGUCGCCGAGGAGACGGUCCCGGUCGCCGAGGAGGCGGUCCCGUACGCCGAGGAGGCGGUCCCGUACGCCGAGGAGGCGGUCCCGCUCACCAAGGAGAAGGUCCAGGUCGCCGAGGAGAAGGUCCAGAUCACCACGAAGGAGAUCAAGAUCACCACGAAGGCGACCUAGGACACCAAAGAGAAAGUUGUCCAAAUCUCCAUCUCCAAAAAGAAAUAAGAAAGAGAAAAGAAAAGACAAAGACAGAGGGCACAGCAAAGAUAGAGUUGAGAACAGAGAAAAUUCAAGUGGCCAGAGUCAGGAUAAGAAUAAACGAGAUCAUUCUACCUCUAAGAAGAAGAAAGAUAAGGAGAAAGAAGGCAAAAUCAAGCUGGACAAAACUGAUAUCAAGGUGGAAGGAGAAUGCAAUAAUGAAGAAGGGCAUAUUAAUGAUGCAAACAAAGACAAAAAAGAAAACACUGAAACUAGCAGUGAAAUCUUGGCCACUGUUAAAGAAAAUGGAGACCACAACACAAUUCACCAAAACACAGAAGAUGAAGAACAAGAAGUUAAGUCCGAGAAGUCUGAGAAUAUACCUGUAGUUAGUGCUGAAGAAGAAAAUGGAGAAAAACAAGAAACACUAACUACAGACAUAAAUGAUUUGCAAAACAAGCCUGCUUCUUCAGCUGAGGUAGAAUGUCCUUAGCAGCUUGACCUGAUUACAUAUCUGUGUGACAUUAUCUUUGAUGUUUCUCAGAACUGGAUGAUGCUUCAGCAUUUUAAAGUGAGAAAUCUGUAAUGAAAAGCUUAACUUGAGUUUGCAUGAACCAGUGAGCAUAGAAUGGGUGGAUAAGUGAUGUCACUCAGACUGAAAAUGACAAAGCAGUGCCUUUGUCAUAAAAGAUUUGUAAAUAUAUGUACUACUUUCCUUAAACUCUCUCAAUGCACAUGUUUGCCUUCACAGAAUGUUGUUAAGCCCGUAAGAUGUCCGGACAUUAUUUUGUUGAUGUUGAUGAGGGGAGGGAACAGUGUCAUAUAUCUUUUUCAUAUGGAUCUUUUAUCCCCUCCUUGCAGUUAUAGACUGAACCAUUUGUAAAUGUAUUGAUACUGAGAGUUGAGAUAGAAAAAUACAGUUAGAUGGAACAAGAUUUUAUUACAGUGUCUGUUUUUCACAUGAAGUAAAAUUAAUGAUUCCAAUCUCUGUGAAUUUUUCUAUUUGUACUUUAUAGCUUUGGCAAUUAAAUGAAAUCAAGCUCUCUGUGAGCGUCAGCAAUCGGGAGAGUCUUAUGAUUUGAUAUGUAACAGCAUUGCAGUGGUACCAAUACUUACACUGAAAUUAUAGUGUCAGUAUUCAAUUUAUCCAGGUGGUUUUCUAAUUAUUUAAUAAGACUGGCUUAUUCACUUUGAUUAAGAUUUGGAACUGCUAAUUUAUUAUCUAGUUUAUGGAAGAUGUGAAUCAAAUUGUUGCUAUAAAUUGUUUUUGCCCUGAGAGUUUCAAACUAUGGCCAUUAUUCAUUAUUAUUCAGUCUAGCAGCUAUCACGAACUGGACUCAUACUGACAAACUCUGAUGAGUUUGUGAACAUAGAUACCAAGAAAACGAGACAUGUGAGGAGGUGGCUCACUGUUCUGUGACUCGAUCUCCUACAAUUACUUUAGUGAUUGGAUGCAUCAUUUCCAGUGAUACCAAACUGUAGCAUUCGAGAAGAUUCCACAUUCAGUGAUUUGCCAGGGUUGCUUUAGCAAUGAAAUGGCAGUUAGGAUAUGACAGGUUCUGCAAUUCUGUGGGACAAGAAAGGGAUCAGGCAGCCAGAAUUUCUGGUUAUAAGUGUUAUCUGUGAUCCUUGCAACUAAUCGAGCACAUAAAUAUUAAAUGAUAAGGAUAAGGGCUGACUGUAUUGCUUACGCAUGAAGAUUGGCUGUAUAAAAGUGCACAGUGACUGUUGGUUAAACCAUACUGUGGUAUGAACAGUGAGAGGGUUGAAAAUCGAAUCAGCAAAAGAAGCAGUAAUUUCUUACAUUUAAGAAACCGGUAUGGUGUAUAACAAGAAAAUGUUAUCUUGCCAUUUGCAUUUUUAGGCGAAAGUGCUGUAACAUAGUGAAGAACGUUUAAAUGCAGUAUAGUUACUUCAACACUUUUUGAAAAUAGUGUUAUUAUCUCUUUCUUUAAAUCUGUUAUUUUCAGUGGCAAUUGACUGUUUUGGUGUAAUAGGAAAGAAUGAUAAAGCUGUAUUACUGUAUUUCAUGGCCCAGUAUACUAUAAUAUGUAUCUCAAAAUCUGCUUAGAAGCCAUAAUUUGUCUGGUUUGAGUAAUAAGUUAUUCUAAAAUAUUGAUAGAUUAAUUUGACUUAGUAGGAAUCUGACACUUUUUCCGUACACAACUGCAUUCCUUCUAAAGAGAGUGGGGAUUUGAACUCCUUUCUGAAAUAAAGACCUAUAAUGGCACCCAAGUACUGUACCAUGAUAUAUUGUACUUACCAACACACAAGUUAGCACACUUAACACUACCAUUCAUAAUCCAAUUAAUAUUUUCCUCACUUCUACAGAAUGCCACAUGAUAUGUUAUUUCUUGGUUGAUCUAAUAACAUAAAAGUGAAUAAUGUCUGUUUCCUUUUGCUAAUAGUUCAUGUUAAAUAAGCUCCAUUUAUUAUGUACUGCUUACAUUAGGAAAGAUACUUGUGCGAAGAGAGUAAGGUAUUUGCUUAUAUUUUGGAAUAUUUGGCAUGUGUAAGGCUCUGAAUGUCUGCGAAGAUGCUAUUGUUAUGUUGUGUUAAACUGUGAAGUGCAAUUUUCUAUUAAAAGUUUAUAGUACAAGAAGAACCAUUGUACAAAACAUGCAAAUUGCUUAGUUGCUAAUUACAGUGUAUCCUCAGAAAAUGUGAUCAGUCAUCUUUGUGGCACUAAAGAUAGUUGUGUGAUAUCCAUUUUACAAAUUGUUGCAGAUUGCUGAUGUGAUUAUUUAGUACAUCU